Messenger RNA from Cyphellophora attinorum, 1197 nucleotides. RefSeq lists its product as uncharacterized. Gene Ontology annotation, molecular function: calcium-activated cation channel activity. The transcript is spliced from 3 exons. The record is from RefSeq and is a predicted model, not a curated record. Gene Ontology annotation, cellular component: plasma membrane. NCBI's taxonomy places the organism in Eukaryota, Fungi, Ascomycota, Eurotiomycetes, Chaetothyriales, Cyphellophoraceae. The coding region runs from base 1 to 1197 and encodes 398 amino acids.
AUGGAGGCCCUCAAUGUCUUGCACCACGUCAAGCGACAGGCUCCAAGUGCCAACGCCGACGAUGACCAGAACGUUGGUUCUGCCAACCAGACGUCGCCGUCGCUAUCUGGUCUCGUCUCGACGCUGGUACCAGCCCUGCUCAUCUUCGUGGUGUGGAUGAUUGCAUUCACAAUCCUGCGCCGCAAGUUUCCACGCCGAUAUGCACCCCGAACAUAUCUCAACUCUCUGCGUGAGCAAGAGCGUACACCAAACCCGCCCAACAGUCUCUUCGGUUGGCUUCCGUUCAUGCAGAAGAUCCCUGACGAGUUCGUCCUGCAGCACAACUCUCUCGACGGCUACUUUCUCCUGCGGUACAUCAAGAUCUCGAUCGUCAUCACAUUCGUCGGCUGCCUCAUCACAUGGCCGACAUUGUUCCCGAUCAAUAUCACCGGAGGAGCAGGCCAGAAGCAGCUUAACAUUCUGACCUUCAGCAACAUCUCAGCAGACACUCAAGUUCAAAAACUGCGGUAUCUUGGUCAUGUCCUCGUGAUGUGGAUCUAUGUUGGUUUCAUCUUCUUUAUGGUGACCAGAGAGUACAUCUAUUUCAUCAGUGUACGCCAGGCAUACCUACUCUCGCCGCUGUAUGCUUCGCGCAUCUCCUCUCGCACUGUCCUGUUCCAGUCAGUGCCAACAGAAUAUGCCAACGAGCACAAAAUUCGUCGCAUGUUCGGCCAGGAGCUGAAGAACGUAUGGGUUGCUUCUGACACCAAGAAGCUCGAGGAAAUGACAAAGGAUCGUUCCAAGGCCGCCAUGAAGCUGGAAGGUGCCGAGACCAAGCUGAUCCGACUUGCCAACACUGCACGCAUCAAAGCCUCGAAGAAAGGUGGUCAGCAGCCACCACCUCAAGCAGCUGACGAUCGGGAAGGGGGUGCCGAAUCUGGCGCGGCAGCAGCUCGAUGGGUUCCGUCUAAGAAGCGUCCUACGCACCGUUUGAAGCCUAUCAUCGGCAAGAAGGUCGACACUAUCAACUGGGCACGUGAUGAAAUCGCCCGACUGAAUCCGCUUAUUGAGCAGGCUCAGAAUAUCUACCGUGCUGGGGAGCAACGCCGAGAAACGCUGUAUUCGUGGAGUUCCACAACCAGACACAGGCUCAAGCUGCUUUCCAGAUGGUCACACAUCACCAAGCUCUGCAUAUGGCUCCUCGUCAAGUCGGCAUGA